Lolium rigidum is the source of this 2658-nucleotide messenger RNA. RefSeq names its product protein argonaute 4A-like. Gene Ontology annotation, biological process: regulatory ncRNA-mediated post-transcriptional gene silencing. Gene Ontology annotation, molecular function: RNA binding; protein binding. The transcript has 22 exons. Gene Ontology annotation, cellular component: cytoplasm. The coding region runs from base 1 to 2658 and encodes 885 amino acids. NCBI's taxonomy places the organism in Eukaryota, Viridiplantae, Streptophyta, Magnoliopsida, Poales, Poaceae. The record is from RefSeq and is a predicted model, not a curated record.
AUGGAGUCUCAAAGUGGAAAGGGAGAUCCCAGCAAGUCACCGGUGUCUGCCGGUGGUAAGGGCGAUCCCAGCAAGUCACCGGCGUCUGACGGUGGCAAGGGCAAUCCCAGCAAGUCACCAAUGUCUGACGGUGGCAAGGGUGGUUCCAGCAUGACGGCCAAGCCUCAAAGGCUUCCCAUCAGAAGGCCACCCGAGCAUGCCACAAAAGGGCGGCGCAUAAUGGUGCUCACAAACCAUUUCAAAGUCUCUCUCACGAGAAUAGAUCAGAUAUUCUACCACUAUGAUGUGACUCUGAAGUACGAGGACUGCAAACAGGCUCUCAGAGAAGGAGUGUGCAGAAAGGUGAUGAAGCGGCUGUAUGAGACCUAUGCCUCAGAGCUCGCUUACAAAGUGUUCGCUUAUGAUGGCAAGAAUGGCCUCUUCACCAUUGGGCCUCUUCCAUUUAACAACAAUGUGUUCGACGUAGUUUUGUGCGACACUUCAUCAGGAAAGACUGGAACGAGCCGAAGCCCCGGAGGAGAUGGCAGUCCAGGACCAAGUGACAAGAAGAGAAUGAAAGGAGCAGUGUAUGCCAAAACAUUCAAGGUGGAGAUAGCCUCCACCUCUGCGGCAAGGAUUCCGAUGAGUGCCAUUGCCCAGGAAGCUAUACGGGUUCUCGACAUCAUACUGAGGCAGCAUUCCGCAAGACAGGGUUGUCUCUUAGUCCGACAGUCUUUUUUCCGUAGCGAAUUCGGCUCCAUAGACUUGGGUAGCGGCGUGAUCGGUUGUCGGGGUUUCCAUUCUAGCUUUCGACCUACUCAAAAUGGGCUUUCACUUAACUUUGAUUUAUCCACAACGAUGGUGGUGAGACCUGGUCCUGUGAUUGAUUUUCUGCUAUUCAACCAGAAUAUUAAGGACCGUAAAAGAAUUGAUUGGGGCAAAGCCAAGCGUGCACUGAACAAUCUAAGGAUCAAAACCACUCACAGGAAAGCGGAAUUUAAAAUUGUUGGAUUAUCUGAAAAAACAUGCUAUGAACAGAAGUUCUCACGAAAGCAAGGAGAGGGCAACGGUACUGUGGAGGUAACUGUUUAUGAUUACUACAUGGACCGUUGGUCUAUCAAGCUGGAUAACUCUGCUGAUCUUCCCUGUCUUAAUGUGGGGAAGCCAGAUCGUCCAACAUACCUCCCGCUGGAGCUUUGCCAUCUGCUGCCACUACAAAGGUACAAAAAGUCUCUCUCGACGCUGCAAAGGUCAAAACUGGUUGAGGGAUCCAGGCAGAAGCCGCUUGACAGGAUGUUGACUUUGUCUCGUGCGUUGCGUGACAAUAAUUAUGAUACCGAGCCAAUGCUGAGGGAAUGCGGCAUUUCGAUAUCUCGAGAUCCUAUGAAGGUUGAGGGUAGAGUCCUUCAGGCACCACAGUUAAGCGUUGCACAUGGUAGAGAACUUUAUACACCGAAUGGGAGGUGGAAUUUCAAUAAUGACAGGUUCAUUCGGCCAACUAAAGUGACGACCUGGGGAGUUGUUAAUUUUUCUGCACGGUGCAAUGUUAGUGAUCUUAUCAGGUGCCUUAUGGAAUCUGCUCGCAAGAAGGGAAUUCAAAUAGACAAUUGUGGUGCUAUUAUUGAGGAGGGGGGUGAUAUGAAACGGGAGCGUCCAGCAAAAAGGGUGGAGGCUAUGUUUAAGCAGAUACAAGACAUAUCCAAUCAAAAACCAGCAUUUCUCCUGUGUCUUCUUCCUGAGAAGAACUGUGACAUCUAUGGACCAUGGAAGCGUGAAUGCCUUGCUGAACAUGGUAUCUUCACCCAAUGCUUGGUUCCUCCUGCUAAUAUCAAAGAUCAGUACCUCACAAAUGUACUGUUAAAGAUAAAUGCCAAGCUUGGCGGGUUGAAUUCACAGCUUAAAAGUGAAAUAAACAAAGGCAUUCCUCUGGUGUCAACGAUUUCAACCAUUAUCUUCGGUAUGGAUGUUUCUCAUGGUUCACCUGGACGAUCUGACGUACCGUCGGUUGCUGCAGUGGUUAGUUCCUUGGAGUGGCCAAACAUCUCAAAAUACAGAGCUUCUGUAUGCACUCAGGCACCCAGACUGGAAACGAUUGAUAACUUGUUUAAACAAGUUGGAGACGACGAUCAGGGCCUCAUUAAACCUUCACUACUCGAAUUCUACAAGUCCAGUAGAGGGAAGAAACCAGAACAAAUUAUCAUUUUCAGGGAUGGAGUAGGUGAGAGCCAGUUUGAUGACGUGCUGAACACUGAGCUAGCUGAUAUCAUUGAGGCAUGCAAAUUUCUUGAUGACGAAUGGUUACCCAAGUUCACGGUGAUAGUUGCACAGAAGAAUCACCACACAAGAUUUUUCCCGCACAAUGACAAUGAGCGUAAUCCUAAUGGGACUACAAGGCCAACACACUACCAGGUGCUCCAUGAUGAGAUAGGCUUCUCUCCUGAUGAGCUGCAGGAGCUCGUGCAUUCCCUCUCCUACGUGUAUCAGAGGAGCACCACAGCAAUCUCAGUAGUUGCUCCCAUCUACUACGCACACCUUGCAGCGGCGCAGGUGGCGAAGUUCACCAGGCUGGAUGACAUGUCAGAGACAUCGUCGAGCCAUGCUACCCAGGCUGCACCUGCCCUGGUGCCAGAGCUACCUCGUCUGCAUGACAAAGUAGCGUCAUCGAUGUUCUUCUGCUAA